GCCCGCCCCCCGGCCGCCUCUGCCGCCGCGCGCCGCAGCAGCGCCGCCUUCCCUGCGCAGUCGGUGUCUCGGCGUCGCUGGGUGGGACUUGGCGGCCAUGGGCAAGCAGAACAGCAAGCUGCGGCCCGAGAUGCUGCAAGACCUGCGGGAGAACACAGAGUUCUCGGAGCUGGAGCUGCAGGAGUGGUAUAAGGGCUUCCUCAAGGACUGCCCCACAGGGAUCCUCAACGUGGAUGAGUUCAAGAAGAUCUACGCCAACUUCUUCCCCUACGGCGAUGCCUCCAAGUUCGCGGAGCACGUCUUCCGCACCUUUGACACCAACAGCGACGGCACCAUCGACUUUCGGGAGUUCAUCAUCGCGCUCAGCGUGACCUCGCGCGGCCGUCUGGAGCAGAAGCUCAUGUGGGCCUUCAGCAUGUAUGACCUGGACGGCAACGGCUAUAUCAGCCGAGAGGAGAUGCUGGAGAUUGUGCAGGCCAUUUACAAGAUGGUUUCCUCUGUGAUGAAGAUGCCAGAGGACGAGUCGACCCCUGAGAAGAGGACUGAGAAAAUCUUCCGCCAGAUGGACACGAACAAUGAUGGCAAGCUGUCCCUCGAGGAGUUCAUCCGUGGAGCCAAAAGCGACCCCUCCAUCGUUCGCCUGCUGCAGUGUGACCCCAGCAGUGCCUCCCAGUUCUGAGUGACAGGAGCCAGGUCCCUCCACCCCGCCUUCACCGGCCCUGCCGGCUCUCAGCUUCCUCUCCUUUGUGUCUAUCCAGGCUGGGGGCCAGACUGGGGAGCCCCCCCCCCUUCCCAGGUCUGCACCUUUGGGUGGAGGCCUCUGGCGAAGGGAACUCUGAAAGCAAGGGGCCCAAUCAAGCAGGUGGCCAGCAUCCUACAAGCCUAGAGGCAGUGUCUGCCCU
Molecule: messenger RNA, 902 nt
Organism: Perognathus longimembris pacificus (Pacific pocket mouse)
Lineage: Eukaryota; Metazoa; Chordata; Mammalia; Rodentia; Heteromyidae
Gene: Hpca
Product: hippocalcin
Exons: 4
Coding region: 98-679 (193 amino acids)
Molecular function (GO): calcium ion binding
Source: RefSeq, a predicted model, not a curated record